Messenger RNA from Pungitius pungitius (ninespine stickleback), 4263 nucleotides. It is a transcript of the gene rhpn2, whose product is annotated as rhophilin, Rho GTPase binding protein 2. Gene Ontology annotation, molecular function: protein binding. NCBI's taxonomy places the organism in Eukaryota, Metazoa, Chordata, Actinopteri, Perciformes, Gasterosteidae. Bases 209 to 2266 code for a protein of 685 amino acids. The transcript is spliced from 15 exons. Gene Ontology annotation, biological process: signal transduction; negative regulation of stress fiber assembly. The record is from RefSeq and is a predicted model, not a curated record.
AAACGCACCUCCCCGUCUCGAGCGCUCCUGUGGGUGGAGCCUCGUCGCUGUGCGUGAGAAGUCACGGUCGCAGAGGGGUGAAGAGCAGACGCGUUGUUCGGACGAGAGAGACCCACCUGUUGAACGGCAGCGGGACGCUUUUAACACACUUUUUAAUUUACUUGUUUUUAUAUUUUAUCCUCAGAGUCUCAUAGUCCUAGCCCUCGGGAUGAUGGACGCUCUUUUAUCAAACGGCAUCAAAGAAGGUGGAGGAGAGGGCGUUUAUUUCCGAAAGGGUUGCAACCCGUUUGCGCAGACCGGACGAAGCAAACUGCAGAAUCAGCGAGCCACUCUGAACCAGCAGAUCAUCAAACAGAUGAGGAUGAGGGCUGGAGCCGAGAACCUGCUGAAGGCUACAUCCAACAACAAGGUGAAAGAGAUGGUUCUGUUGGAGUUGAGCUACGUUAACUCCAACCUGCAGCUGCUGAUGGGCGAGCUGGAGGGACUCAACAGCUCAGUGGAAGUCUACCAGAACACCCAGGAAACUGCAAACAUCCCACUCAUUGCUUUGGGGCUGAAGGAGACAAAAGAUGUUGAUUUCGCCAGUCUAUUCAAGGACUUCAUCUUGGAGCACUACAGUGAAGACGGGAACAAUUUUGAAGAGGCCAUCGCCGAUCUGAUGGACCUGCGAAAGGCUUGCAGGACGCCGAGUCGAGACGAGGCCGGGGUGGAACUCCUGGCAAAAUACUCAAGCCAUCUCCCUCUGAUAGAAAGCCGAUUCUUCCCCCCAACCCGUCAGACUGGAAUCUUCUUUACCUGGUACGACUCCUUCACAGGAGUGCCGGUGUGCCAACAGAACCUGUCCCUGGAGAAGGCCAGCGUCCUCUUCAACAUGGCCGCGCUCUACUCUCAGAUCGGUACCCGUAGUAACCGACAGACAAUAGAAGGCCUGGAGCAGGCCAUCUAUUCCUUCCAGAAAAGUGCAGGAAUCCUGAACCACCUGAAGGAGACAUUCACCCACACUCCCAGCUACGACAUGAGCCCAGCCAUGCUCAGUAUGUUGAUCCGGAUGAUGCUCGCUCAGGCUCAGGAGUGCCUGUUUGAGAAGACUGCACUGCCUGGUAUCAGGAACCAGUUCCAUUCCCUUAUGAAAAUGGCCCAGGAGGCUGCUAAGGUCUCAGAAAUCUAUGACCAAGUGCACCAGUCCAUGAUCCAGACACCAAUCAAAGACAAUGUCCCGUUCUUCUGGUCCACCAUGUCGCAAGUCAAAACCAACCACUACCGCUCCAUGGCUCACUACUUUGUGGCCUCAGCGCUCAUGGACCACCAGUUGGGCCUUAGUGACGAUGAGGACCAGCAGGAGAAGACGCUGUCGCAGGUCUAUGAUCGCCUUCCUGAGGGACGCUCUCCUCUUGAAAUCCUCAAAAAGAAAGAUGAACGCGAACGCAUUGGUAAAGCACACAUUCGUCGUGCCAUACUGGGUCACGAGGAGGCUCUAAGGAUCUACAGUUUGUGCCAUCACUUGAACAAGCUGGAGAUCCUGCAGGACAUUUUGACAGCCAGUCACCAGCGCUCGCUCAACAAGUGCAGCGAGAACGAGGAGGAGGAGGAGUUCACUGACUACACAGAGGCUCCAGACAUCAUCUCUAAAACAGAACACAAAGCGGAGAUGGAGGUUCCCGCAACCAUAAAGGUGAAAGUCACAGACUUCUUCCAGAGGCUGGGCCCGCUUUCAGUUUUCUCAGCCAGGCAGCGGUGGACAGCUCCCCGGACAAUACAACUUCUCCCAGGAGACCAAGACCUGGGCUUCAACCUGAAAGGAGAAUCCCCAGUCCAGGUGGUUUCUUUGGACCCCCUCUGCCCCGCUGCUACUGGCGGUUUGAAAGAGGGUGACUUCAUCGUUGCUGUGGGCGACAUAGAUUGCAAAUGGAUGAGCGUGAGCGGUGUGAUGCGGCUGCUGAAGGAUGUGAACGAGGAGGUGAUUGACAUCCAGGUCGUCAGCAUUAUGGACAGCAACCCUCAAAUGCCAACCAAGAGUGCCACCUUCUGCGGAAACGUGCCUAAGACCUACUCCAUGAUUUGUCUGGCCUAUAACGAUGACGACAAGAAGUCCCGCAAAGUAACCAAGAAGUCAUCCUUCCUCAGCUUUGGUCUGAAGAACCGGCUUAAGAGCACCAGCACCCUCAGCCUCCCCACAGCAGACCACUCCGGUACCCUCCCCUGGAAUAAACCGUGUCCCUCGUUCCCCAGCUCCAGCUCCUACAACAACGACAGUGCCCUUUACUGAACUGGAUGCGGACUCUACUGUCUGCAAGCAUUGUGUAGUAUGCGUACUAGGCCAAGUAUGGCAUUUUUGUACAGUGCUGUGUUGUACCCAUACUGUACCUGUUACGAUACAGUAGCAGUUCCCUUUAGUGUUUCCACUGGAAUACUGAGCAGUAGUCUAUGAAACUUGUACGUCACCGGGGUAAAUUACAUUUCUGCCAGCUGCCCUGGAAAGUGGCCCUGCCGAAUACUGUACAUAGGUGCCUUUGCUGGUACAUGGCAACCUUCCUAGACCUCAGUUCAGUAGCUGAAGUACACUGGGCUACACACUAAACAUAAUGGGAAAUCCUUCAGUACCACGCCAGUUUGCGUACAUCACAGUACAACUGCCCUGUGGGGAACAGCGUGCCAGUUAUCAUUCCAGUCUAUGUAAACAUGUAUAUAAAUACACAUAUACACACACAGCACCGUGACUAAGGUAAACUGUCAUCUCUGUGGGGUUUUUCUUGAAAGAAAAGCUCCAGAUGAAUUAAGGUAGGCAAAAACAAAGUUGUACAAACACACCUGGCGUCGGUUUGAAGAGGUCAUUUUUUUGUGGCUAAAGCGGCGCGUUGUUGGUUCCAUUGUAUUCUGACGUAGCUCUGCACUGUGCAGUUAUAUUCUCUGUGCAGCCUCCAUAAAAGGUUGUUUCGUAAGGUAUAUGUGAAGGAUUAGGUCACUGCCAUGAUAUUUUCGAAAAUCUGAUCGGUGUUGGGGCUUGCAAUGAAUACAUUGCCCAAAUAGAUAUAUAGACAUUUGAACUGUGGUGGGGAACAUUGGUCCCUUGAGGGGAAGAAACAAUUGUGCUGUGCAGUUGUUGUUGUUGUUUUUUUUUGUCUCGGGAGAAUGAUGAAUGCAAAGUUCUAUCCGCUGCUAAAAAUAGAAAAAAAUCGCAUUUAUACCUUGUAAUAUUGUCACAUUUGGAUUUGCAAGACAACAUUUGAGGACUAGAGUCUCUGCUAAGUGCAAUGCCCAUGGAACGCAAUAUAACUGGAAUCAUUGGUGUUUUUAGGUUUGCUUAAUGUACCAGUUAUACCACAGACCAAAAUGCCUCAUCUGUAACGUGCCAGGGUGUGCCCCUUGCCAUCCUUACUCCUUGUACCUGGUUCUGACUCUCGUCGAUAAGUACAGUUUGUCCUUUCGUAAGAGGAGCUGCGUGUCUCUGUGUUAAUGUGAAUCUUGAUGUAGUUAAAGUUAUUUCAUCUCCAGAAGGGAGGAGUGUGGGCAGACUGAUGACAUUCCUGCAUCGUGCCUUGAUAGCCGGUCACCCAACAGUAGCUUCGAUCAAAGCCCAUAUUCAGGUUUCUGCUAAUCGCCUCUAUUCUCUUAACAGUCAUAUCCCACAUUUGACUGACACUUUGUAGUGUUGGAUUAUCUCUUUUAUCUACAAAGUAGAUUCUUAAACACAUUUGAUAAUCAAAUUAUUUAUGUAAUAAAUGCACACAAAAAAUAUUUUAUAUAUAUAUAUAUAAUUGUACGUUGUCUGUAGUAUUUUGGUCAAGUUGUGAAUUUUUGUACGUUUUGAUUUCUUGGUUGGUGUCUUGGAGGAAUGUAUCUUACUAGCCUCGCAUAAUCCUUGGGUGAACUAUAUAUACUGGUACGUUUUGUCUAUGGUAAGAUAUUUUAAAAUGUAAAUAUUUUUUAACAGAAACACUGUCUUUGUCUAGCUAAUGUGGUGUUAAAGUGCCAUUACGCUUACUCAUGAAGGAAAAUGUCACAAUAAAGUGCCGUAAUUUCAUUGAUUAUAAGUGCUUACAGCGAAUUUCACGUACAUAGGGAUCCUAAAUGCCAUGGUCUAUGCACAGGGUUAUGUUACCUGUUCUUCUUCCAGGUUGCCUUUGCUUCUCUCCCUGAAGUUUGUACUGCAUAGCUACUGUGGUGUGAAUGAUAUGUUUGUAAAUCUUUGUCAUACAUAUAUAUAUAAACUCAAAUCUCAAUAAAAGAAGGUGACAGAACAAAUUUUCCUGGAUUUAAAAAAAU